UCAUCAAAUUUAUUUAUUCUUGCAUUCUGGAUGAUCCACAUUCAUCCCGAAGUGAAAGUGCGUUUACUUGAGGAGAUUAAAUCCAUAUUUGGAAAUCUAUUGAACCGUCGUAUAACCAAUGAAGAUCUAGACAAUUUAAAAUAUUUGGAUGCGGUAAUCAAAGAAACAAAUCGCAUCCAACCUAUUGUGCCAGUAAGCGGUAGAGACCUCUCCACUUCAUCUGACACGAUCGCAGGAUAUAAAUUCGACUCUCGUGCGUCAUUCUUUAUAAAUAAUUUAUAUAUUCAUCGACACGAAGAUUAUUGGAGGGAACCUAAUAAGUUUAUGCCGGAAAGAUUUCUAAACGAUAAAAUUGUAAAAAAUAGUUACGUUCCUUUUGGAGGUGGAAUUCGUAUUUGUCCUGGGAAAUUAUCGGCCAUGACACAGAUUAAAACGUUGCUUAUUUUAUUCCUUAUGAAAUAUAAUGUUGAAUUGGUUGAUAAAGAGACUCCUUUGCAACGUAUUUAUGCCGGACUUAACCUUUAUCCUUGUUUAAUG
Funneliformis caledonium is the source of this 537-nucleotide messenger RNA. The record is from the annotation of a GenBank genome assembly. Lineage: Eukaryota; Fungi; Glomeromycota; Glomeromycetes; Glomerales; Glomeraceae.